AGUUUUCCCCACGGAGGGUAUCUUUUGGCCAUUGUUGCUAAAGCCACCUACCACGCGAACGAAGGCAGAAAUCAGCCUGACAUCCUGCAUAUUUCAGCCAGCUACCUGCGCGGCGUUUCCAUCGGCCCUUGCGAAAUCCAUACACGGCCACUUUCCGAGGGCAGUAGUUUCCGCUACGUAGAGGCCGAGCUACACCAGAGGGGUCAUGUCAGGAUCAAAUGCACGUUCAUCUUCGGCUCGCUCGGCUCCGGAGCGACUGCCAAUGGUCCACCAGAUCAAGUACGCAGCAGGUUGAACAUCACUCCGAGCUCUCCUUUAGCACGACAUGUCCCGUUAUCACACCAUCCGUCGCGGGCGAUAUCCAGUCCUACCAUGCCUCAGGCUCGUUUCCGUACCAGAGUCGACUGGGCGAUCGACCCUGCUCCACUCAAGCGGAACAAGGCCCGAUCCCGUACGUUGAUCACGGGCAGCGAAAGGCAUGGGCUACUUCCACCCGAGGCUGGCGGAGGCUUGGAAUGGGCGGCGUGGUUCGACUUCACGGACGAAGAUCUGGUUCUCGAGCAAUCGCUCAUCGUCUUCUUCUCCGACGUCUUUGGGCGAACGCCGGAUCUGUACUCCGCCGCAGUGGGCAAGGGCAUCGGCGAUGAAGUAUAUUAUUCAUAUACAACCCUAGCACUCCACAUCGACUUCAUCUCUCCGUUCCCGAAAGACGAUCCCACUACGUCCAAGCGAUCCGUCGGGUUAUACUCUGUGGGCAAGUUCAUGCGGAACGGUCUGCACGACGGAUGUGUCGAGAUUUGGUCAUCUCCCGGUCUUAUCGGAGCCGGCACCGAGUCAGAUGGGUGGCGGGAGAAAGCUGUCUGUCUUGCGACAGCAUCGCAGGUGACUCUGGCGCAUCCAUUGGGCAAUAAGCUCAAGAGGCACAUUGAGAAGGGACGAGAGGAAGCCAAGCUCUGA
Molecule: messenger RNA, 957 nt
Organism: Punctularia strigosozonata HHB-11173 SS5
Lineage: Eukaryota; Fungi; Basidiomycota; Agaricomycetes; Corticiales; Punctulariaceae
Exons: 3
Source: RefSeq, a predicted model, not a curated record